Messenger RNA from Gigantopelta aegis, 6903 nucleotides. RefSeq lists its product as uncharacterized. The transcript has 11 exons. Gene Ontology annotation, cellular component: transport vesicle; plasma membrane; trans-Golgi network. Gene Ontology annotation, molecular function: connexin binding. Bases 233 to 1870 code for a protein of 545 amino acids. The record is from RefSeq and is a predicted model, not a curated record. NCBI's taxonomy places the organism in Eukaryota, Metazoa, Mollusca, Gastropoda, Neomphalida, Peltospiridae. Gene Ontology annotation, biological process: positive regulation of Golgi to plasma membrane protein transport.
CGUCAUUGGAUGCUUGGAUAUAUAAGAUUUUUAGACAGGUUUACCUUUCCUCCCACGCAUCUGUGAUUUUUUGAAGUUUCAAAACACAGACACUUGGUCCCAUCAUAAGAAUAACAUAAAUUGUAAUCUGUUAGGAACUUCGGGCGGUUUUCGUUAGUCUCAUCCAAUAAAGAUUCAGUAGAGGUGAAGACUAUUUACUGAAGGCUAGUUGAGGCAACCAACUUCGACCAGUAUGGAAGAAAAUUUGUCUAAAGACAGCACCACUGAACAUACACAUCUGACAAAAACACAAAGUGGUGAUGUAGAUAAUUCGGAACACUUUGAAGAUGGUGUCACAGUAUUUGUUGAUCAUUCUGAAGAAACCAUUGAUGAUUCCAGCCCUGUAGUUAUAGAUCAGGUAGAAGAACACAUUGGUGAUUUGAGCACUGCAUCCGUGGAACAGAUAGAAUACACUGAUGUUCAUACAAGUAAGCAAAUAGGUGCUGCAAGACAUGUCGGCUUUGAUCAACAAUCUGAAGGUGGAUCAGGUGACAGCAGCGAGUUUCAUCGUUGUGAUAAUUUGUUAGGAUUGACCAGGGAAGCAGUAGAUGAACAACACAGUGAGUUAGAUGGUGCUAAGGAAGUGAUGAUUGAUGAUGUAAACAGUAAUGUAAAUAAUACCAAAGCAGUAAUAGAUAACACGCCACAAGCACUUGAUGGUGCCAAAGAAAUGACAGAUUAUGUACAAAACAAAGGGGUGGAUUAUUCCAAGGAAGUAAAAGAUGAACAAGAUAAAGAACUACAUAUAGAUGAUGCUGGGAUGGUUACCACUGAUGUUGACAGUUCUGAUGCUGGAGAAUCUAUUUCUAUGGAAGAAAAUGUGAAUGAGUUAGAAGAAAAACAGAUCGAUGAAGACCCUGUUGCAGAUGAUAGCAAUAUUUUUGAGUUUGAAGAUGUGCUGCAUGAGAAUGACGAGUCUCGGAUUCGGAUGUUUAGCCAAGGCUUGGCUUUAGAAAGAGAAGGGAAGAGGAAUGCUGCUCUCAAAUGCUAUCUUGGCUGUCUCUCCAAUCUACAAAUGGACUCCAAUUUCGCACUUUUGCCACACUGCUUGAGAAAUAUAGCAGACAUUUUCUUCCAGCAUGGUGAAUAUGAAAAAGCCAUUUGUUUCAUCCAAGCUGAGAAGUUGUUUUAUGAGAAUGCAUUGAUUGACACAACACAAAUUCAAAAGAAGUUGGAGGAAAUCCAUACUGGUAUGAGUGAAUGUAAAGAAGGUGAUGGCGAUUCAAAGAUCUCUAAGGAUGCUCUUCGUGCAGAAGAGUACGAACAUCUGGCCAAACUGUGUAUGGACAGGAAACAGCCUCAGCUUGCUCUGGAAUAUGCAGGCAAGGCAACAAAGAUCAGGCAGCAGAUUUAUGGAGAUGAUCACCAAAUCACCAAGGAAAGUUUGGACUACUUUGCCACUUUAUAUGCAGAGGUUGGGCGACAUCAAUACAAUGAAUCCCUCUCCCACCUGUCUGAAGAUACAGACUGUAAUCCUGCUGAAGAUGAGACUGCAGCAAACGUCCCGGUUACGACAAUCCCUAGAUCACCGUCCUCCAUUCUCAGGCAAAGGAAAUCAGGAGAUGAUAAAGAGAAGAAGCAAGUGAGGUUUCAGGAGCCUCAAGAAACCAGCAAUUCACGGCAUCAAGAAGAAUGGAUUUCUCAAGCCUUGCUGUGUGUCCUGUUUGCAAUAUGUUUUUUUCUGCUGUUCAUCCUGGGAAGCUGGCUCUACUGCAAUCUGUACAGCAACACCUUUUGUGAGCUGGCACAAGAUCAUUUUGAAUUCUACGUGAGAAAAAUCAAGUAUUUUUACUAUCAGUACGCAUCCACUAAGAAGAUCAAGUAUUCUUAAGCAGCUGAGCUAAGGAAGGAUAUAUGAAACAGACAAAUGACUUUUGUAUGUAACAGCAACUGAUAAAAUAUGUUCAGUGUUGCUUUUGAAUAGUAGUAUGGUUUUGAAACUAGUGUGCAUUUCAUGGCAAGGUAAGACAAAAUAGCAAAUAUUACGCACAUCUUGCAAGACAACUCUUGAGUAAUGUAAAAUGAUAUUAAUUUACAUUAUGAUACUAUGCAUACAAAUCACAGUCGAUUGAAUAUCAAAACAUUUAUUAAAAAAUUAUUUUAUGUAUAUGUGUUAUUAUUUUAUAUACAUAUUGGAGAGUUUCAUUUACUUAAAAUAUUUAUGUGAUAUUUUGAAUUACUUUUCAUGGUGAAUAUUAUUUUAUUCGUUUUGUGUUCCUUGGUUCCCUCAUUUGUCAAUUUAUUUUGUUUGAUUUUUGUGUGUUUUUUUUUUAUGUAUAUUAAGAUAAUGUUUAGUAAAUAAUUAAUAAUUGUUGUGAAGUUUUAAAUGGAAUAUUUUUUGUGCAACCAUAGAGGUAUUAGAUACAUAUACUGAAAUGCAGGGAUCACCCUACUAAUAGCAAAAUUAACCCAUUUUAAAAAAUGGCUACAAUAUUUAGUAUUUGGCUAAUAAAAUGUUUAAAUUAGACAUUUUGCAAUAUUUAAAAUCUGAAAAUUGACUAAAACAUUAUUUGUAGUGUGAGCCCUGAAAAUGCAAGUUCUAAUCCCAUUAAAUUUUAACAUAUGUGGUUAGAAUUUGUUUAAACAUUUUGUGUUCUUUUUUAUUAAUUAUAUAUGUUUUAAAUUCUGUGAUAAAAAUUGAUAAGUUGAAAUUGUGUGUGAAGGUUCAUUUAAAGAUCAGUGGCAUUUACGGGGUAGUUAGGUAGGACUCAAGGACGAUGGCACUUAAUCUGAAUAAUGCAUUUAUUGAAGCAAAAUGUUGUAACCUACAACUUUUGGGGUCAAUUCUGUUUGUAGUAUUCUAAUAGGGUUUUAAAUAUUUUUCAGUGUUUAAAAAUAAAUGUAAUUUUUCUUAUAAUCAUGAAAUGCUGCUUUCUUUAGGUUGUAAAUAUUUUAAAAACAAUACCAUUAAAUUACUUUAAAAUAUGUACUUUUGACAUAUAAUUUGAGAUGAAAAACUGAUUAGGCUUUCUCGUUAAUCAUGCAGUUACAUUUAUUGGUAUACACCUGAAAAAUAAUUAAGCACCACCAACUUUUGACCAUGUGACUUACACUUCACAAGUAAUUCUGACCAUUUCAUGAAUACCAAACACAGAAAUUAAUGUUCUCUGUAGGCUGGAGACACACUGUUGUGCUUCCCCAAAGUAAUUUAUACAUGCCAUCUCGGUAAAUACCCUGUAGAUAUAGAAUAUAUAUGUAUAAAAACUCUCGUAUCUACUUUAAACCUGUUGGCACGGACCAAUAAUUAUUGGGCGACGUUUUGGCUGCAAUACUAUUCAGAUAGUGCUUGAUUAAUUUCCUGGUGUAUAUUUAUAAUGUUGUUUCAUUAUUCAUCUCAACUUUUGUAAUAUACCAUACUGAUAGCACUGUUUACAUAAUACCUUACAUAAUAUAUCGUAUAUAACUUUUUAAUCAUACAUUAACAUUUAGUGCCUGUUAUAUUUUGUUGAUUUGUAAUUUGAAAGAAUCUUGUUAUGUUUAAAAAUCUGCUGUUGCUGUUGAUAUUUAUUGGUAAUACAUUGCAGGUAUAUGUACUUUGGAAUAUAUUAAUGAUACUUUACAGUGUUAUGAAUUUGAUACACCUUAUACUAUUACAGACAUUUUUAACCUUUUGAAUGGAUAAAACAAUUAAAAAACCCAUAUAUAUAUAAAUUAGAAGUUACCAAACAUUAAGCUUAGGUCCCAAGUGAAUCAAUGUUCAUUUGUCACAAGAUUUUGUAGUGGCAAAUGUAUUUUUUUAAGGAACAUAAGAUUAAUAAUGACGGAUAACAAGUUUGUUAUUUUAUUUUAUAUUAUUUUGUAGUUCUCAUUAAAAAAAACUAUUUGAUAUGUAGCAACUAUUCUUCACAAUAUUUGCAAUAUUGCUAUAACUUAGUUUUUUCUUUUUUAUGGUAUUUCAUAAAAGACAGAAAACUAUUCAGUUAAAACAGAAAAAGUUAAAAUAUGCACACAUAUUUUGUUUGCAUUUUAGCUAUGAAAAAAAAGAAGAAGUAAAUAUAGGUUCUAUUAAAAAACUAAAAAGUAAAUAUAGGUUCUAUUAAAAAUAUGUGACAUGGUGGGAGCUUAUAUUAUCGUAAUGAUAUGUUUAAUACUAACAAAUAUGUGUGUGACAUUUGUUUCAAUGAAAAACUAUGAAAUAUUUUCUGUUAUGACUAAACCAUGGCAGAAUUAAAUUAAAUUAUUUUCUUGCUUAUUGCGACCUAUGAAGACGCCCAACAACAGCCAUUGAUAGGCUAGGUCCCAAUAACGAGCUACUCUCGGUAUACUAAGUUCAAAACUAUACGUAGCUCCCCUUUAUAUUUUGGCGAACCAUUCAAAAAUGCACCCAAUUUCCUUCAUAGAAAUCGCGCAAUAAUUCUGUUUGAUUUAAUCCUAUGGAACAUUCAAAAUUCCAUAGCACCAACUACCGACUCAUCGGACUGCUGGUGCUCCCUUGUACCUGCCAAUGCGGGUGGUCCUCUUUCCCACUCACCCCAACCCUUUUCCUGUCCUGGACGAAGGAGCCAGCCAAGGCAGGCACUUGUGCCCAUGAUAGGCAUUUACUACAGCAGCUUGCUCUGACUGUAUGUAAAACCCUAUGACCUGACCUGCAUUUUGCAUUUAUGACACUGAUAUAUAAUGCAUUUAUUUGUUAUAGAAUAUAAUGCAUUUAUUUGUUAGACAAAUAAUAUCGGAUAUUGUUUAUAGUACUAUGUAGUUUUGUUUUAAUGUUGACAUAUUUGUAAAAUACAAAUUUAAUGAAGUGUGUUAUUUCAUAUCAAAAUUUGUGAUUUUAUUGUUAUAAUUAUUUACUUUGUUGAUUAUUAAUAUAUUAUGUACAUUUUAAAAAUUGUAUUUAUUAUUGUUCUUCUUGGGGACAUAUCAGAUGCUUAUUUGAAUGAGUACUUUUUUGUUUAUGAAAUAUACCAAAAACAAUUUACAAGUAAAUUACAAGAUACAGAAAUAUAUACCUAAUACAUUUUCUAUAUUAGACCUAUUUGUUAUAAAUUUAGCCAAAUAGAGGGUUCCCACAGUCAUAAAAACCCAUGGAAAAUAAAACUGUUAUGGAAAAGUCCUGCAAUUUUGUUCAUGUUAAAAAAUAAAUCUUGGAAAAGUCAGGGAAUUUCAUCUCAGGUUGAGCACCACUGUAACAUCAUGGCUGUUGCAAGCUUUCAAAUUAUUAAGUUUAACAAUGCAGUAUAAAAUCUUCUUAUACAUGUAUUAUGGAUACCAUUAGAUGUUUUGGCAAUAUCUGAUCUUGCUAAGUGCUCCAAACUGAAAGGUUGAAAGAUAUGGGCAUCUCUUUCAGACUAGGUCCUGUUUUUGUUGUAGGACUUGAUGGUUGUCUGUAUGUGAUGGUACUAUCCAGUUACAGGGAUCGAAACUCUUCAGAAAAGUAUGGUGGCCCCAAAAAUAUAUCUGGGCCAUUAAAUUUCAUUUGGCAUUCAUGAAUGUGCGUUCGGAUUUGAUCGUGUAUUCAGCUGAGAUGUUCUGAAUGGUUACAAACUGGAUCAAGAAGUCUUUGUUUUAUAAAGACUACACCUCACUACAAAAUCAAUGUUUAUCUAUAAAUGGAUGCUGACAAAUUAUGGUACGCCAGUUCGUUCAGGUUUGCAAAGCACAAGCAAGAUUGUAAUGUGGAGUAAAUAUAUGCAAUACAAUUAUUAACAGUGGCUCAAAUGAUAUAGAAAGAAGAUCUCCCACAUAAUAUUUUUGAACAUUAUUUUAUAUUUAUAGUUGGCCAGAGGACUUUGAUCACAUUUUGCGACCUGGGGACUGGCUGUUUUGCACCCUGCAAUUACCACGCAUUCACUCCAAUGGAGCCUGAUAAAUGCUUCAGGUUGUUUAAGCAGGCUCGGCUUGAUAGUUGGUGGAUAGUGAUGUUACUUUGUAUGGUGUUUAACAUGUUUAAGCUCUGAUAGUGUUAGAAGACUGGUCCGAACAUCCCAACAGCCAAUUGGAUGGCUUAAAAUCUUCCAAUAAGUCCGGGCUUCUAGAAUGUUUAUAAAAAACACUAGCCAUGGGAUCAAUGAUUUUAAAAAUGUACUAGCCAUGAUUAAAAAUUCACUAGCCCUACUUUUGAGUAAAUACAAUUUUACUUACAGUAAUAAUCGAAUAUGUCACCUUAAGAGGAAGAUAGAGCUUAAAAACUCUUAGAUUUGGGAAGAGGAUAUCCGUAUUUACUAAAUAAACUUAAACACCAUUUGACAACAACUUUUUUUCACUAGCCAUCGGACAUGGCGAUAGUAGUUAUUUACUAGCCCAACAUUGAAUAUCACUAGCCAUGGGAGUGGGGCUACCAUAAUCUAGAAGCCCUGAAUAAGUCCUCUGCUGCCUGUUCUGGUCUGUGAUUGAUCCACAUUUAAAGUUUGCAACUAGCACUUAGCAGUAACCGAGCUGUUUUCUUAUGUCUUUCAAAUUUGACAUAAUGAAUGCUUUAAAUUUCCGCAGGAUGCUAAUUAAUAGCCCUGAUUAGUUUCCACGAAUACAACUGCUAUUCAAAGUAAGGGCCCACUGCUUCCAGCCAAAUGAUUAUUUUCAUAUCAGUUGAAUACUUACAAACAGUUUUAACAUGGUCAGUAAACAUAUCAUAAACUAACUUUUGAAAUGUAUAAAGCCAUUUGUUUUUUUGGUUUUGAAGAGGAUAGCUGUGGUGGGGUAAGCAAGAGCUUAAUUUCGGCCAACUAAGUCAAAUUACUCAAAUGGCUCCAAUUUAAUUUCGAUGAACCAUUUCAAAUUGUGUCAAAAUUACCUCAUGAAAUUAUGCAACCUGUUUCAUUUUGGAACUAAUCCUACAGGAUUUAGUGGCACCAACCCACCCCCCUCCUGCCCACUACCAACCCUGGUUGGGCCGCUUGUGCUCCUUUGCAUAUGACAGUGUGGACU